Ricinus communis (castor bean) is the source of this 1897-nucleotide messenger RNA. Its product is annotated as 60S ribosomal export protein NMD3. Gene Ontology annotation, biological process: ribosomal large subunit export from nucleus. Bases 242 to 1777 code for a protein of 511 amino acids. NCBI's taxonomy places the organism in Eukaryota, Viridiplantae, Streptophyta, Magnoliopsida, Malpighiales, Euphorbiaceae. The record is from RefSeq and is a predicted model, not a curated record. The transcript is spliced from 2 exons. Gene Ontology annotation, cellular component: nucleus; cytoplasm. Gene Ontology annotation, molecular function: ribosomal large subunit binding.
GUUCCAAACUAAAGAAUAUAAUACAAAUGAAACCUAAUUCCAUUUUCAUCUCAACAUCUCAACCUCACAGCCUCCACCCUCCCAAACCCUCUUUGCAGUCGGCCGAAACUUGCUGUGUCGCCGUCGCCCUUGCUGCAGUCGCCUCCCCCCUUGCUGCCGUCGCUGUCUCCCUUUCUGCAGUCGCCUCUGCCGCCGCUGCUGUCGCCUCCGCUGCUGCAGUCGUCUCCCCCCUCUUGCCGCCAUGGCUGAAGAAGCAGGAAUGUUUAUGGUUCGUCAAACCAUUGGAAGUGUUUUGUGUUGUAAAUGUGGCAUUCCAAUGCAACCAAAUGCUGUCAAUAUGUGUGUAAAGUGUUUGCGCUCAGAAGUUGACAUCACUGAAGGUUUGAAGAAGCGUGUUAUCAUUAAACAUUGUCCUGAGUGUGAUACCUACUUGCAGCCACCAUAUACGAGAAUCAAGGCCCAAUUAGAAUCCAAGGAGCUGAUGACAUUUUGUGUAAGAACCUUGGACUUGAAACAUGCUGGUGUAACUUUGGUACAUGCAGAAUUUAUUUGGACAGAGCCACAUUCCAAGAGGAUCAAGCUCAGAUGUAGAGUUCAGAAAGAGGUCCAUAGGGGUGCAGUACUCGAACAAUCAUAUAUUGUCGAGUUUGUCCAGCAGGAAUCAAUGUGUGAAUCUUGCUCAAGAGUUCAAGCCAAUCCUGACCAGUGGGUUGCUUCUGUACAACUCCGACAGCAUGUUUCUCAUAGGCGAACAUUCUUUUACUUGGAGCAGCUGAUUUUGAAGCAUGAUGCUGCUGCCCGUGCUAUUAAGAUCAAGCAGAUGGAUCAAGGUAUUGACUUUUUCUUUGGAAAUCGAAGUCACGGUGUCAAAUUUGUGGAGUUUUUAGGUAAAGUUGCUCCAGUGAGGAGUCGCCAUGACAAACAACUUGUGUCUCAUGAUCCUAAGAGCAACAACUAUAACUACAAAUAUACUUUUUCUGUUGAAAUCUCCCCAAUUUGUCGUGAAGAUUUGGUUUGCCUGCCGCCAAAAGUUGCAGUUAGUUUGGGGAAUCUUGGUCCCCUUGUGAUCUGCACAAAAGUGACAAACAGUAUAGCUUUGUUGGAUCCUUUAACUCUUAGGCAUUGCUACUUGGAUGGCGACCAGUACUGGAGGUCAUCCUUUAAGUCUCUGCUGACCAGUAGGCAGCUUGUGGAAUAUAUUGUAUUAGAUGUUGAUAUUAUCUCUCCUGAAGUUAAUAUUGGCAGCUCAAAAUAUGCUAUGGCUGAGGUGCAAGUAGCUCGUUUAUCAGAUUUUGGUAAAAAUGAUACUAUUUUCUUUAUAAAAACACAUCUAGGCCAUAUUCUGAAACCUGGCGAUCAAGCCCUUGGUUAUGACUUGUAUGGCGCCAACAGUAAUGAUAUUGAACUGGAUAAGUACAAAGGUCUGGUCCUGCCAGAGGCAAUUUUGAUAAAGAAGAGCUACGAAGAGAAGCGCCAGAGAAAGCGCGGGAAGCCUCGUGCCUGGAAGCUGAAGUCCCUUGAGAUGGAAGUUGAUGACUCGAGAGGUAGAAAUGAUCAAGAAAAGAUGGACACAGAAUAUGAACAGUUCCUGAGGGAUCUGGAAGAGAACGCAGAGUUGAGGUUCAAUGUAUCACUGUAUCGUAAUAAGGAAUAUCAGCCUUCAGAAAUGGCAUCCGUGACUGAUGGGGAAGAUGUACCUUCAAUUCCUUUGGAAGAAUUGCUUGCGGAUCUUGAUAUAAGUGAAAUGGAAGAUGCAGCUGAUGACAUGAGGGAAUGAAUGUUAAAAUUUUCUUUUUGUUGUUUUGAGUUUAGGUUGAAAUGAUCCUUGAAUGAGUGGCUUUAUAAGUUUUGCUAUGUCCUUUUCUCCAUUGCUAUUAAAUAGAGUUUUCUCUAUGUA